AUGAAUGAGCUGUGUUGCAAAUCGAGCAAAGGAAACCUUAUGGGAAGAAAUGAAAAUUUAUUAAAGCUAAACCGUUUUCUCAAAUUUUCUUUCUUCUCUUUUGAAAAAUCCUAUAUUUUCAUACCAUCUUAUCACCUUGACCCCAGAUCUUUUGUACUUACUACAACCAUGAAUAAUCGAUUCCAACAGAACCUAGAACAGCAGCUAGUUCUGCAGGAAAAGAAAGGCCAACACAGAAGAACAGUAGAUCAUGGUAAUAAUAUGUCUCGCUGGUACCUUCAGCGGUCGCUUGGUCAAACAAAGCAAAACAUUGGCGUGAUACGACCAGAAUCAUCGUACCUCAUCGAUCUACUUCCAUCUCUUGCAUACUCGCGUGAUUCCACUGCGGCGAAUCCUGCUGUCCUAGACAUUCAGUCGAAAUUCGUUCAUUUGUCGCUGAAUAAGGCCAGGCACUCCAUCAACACAGUGAAAUGGACUCCAGAGGGAAGAAGAUUGGUUGUGGCCUCUCACAGUGGAGAAUUCACCAUCUGGAACGGAAUGACAUUCAAUUUCGAAACAAUCAUGCAGGCCCAUGAUACAGCAGUGCUUGCCUUGAAGUACUCACACAAUGAUGAAUGGCUUUUGUCAGGAGACCAGGACGGUUCUAUCAAGUAUUGGCAACCGAACUUUAAUAAUGUUAAUAUAAUCCAGGGUCACAAAGAUGCUAUUCGUGACAUUGCCUUUUCGCCAAAUGACUCUAAAUUUCUUACAGCUUCUGAUGACUCUACAAUGAAAAUCUGGAACUUCAACAAUGGUAAGGAGGAGCGCACUCUUACGGGACACCAUUGGGAUGUGAAGUGCGCCGACUGGCAUCCUUCUUUAGGUUUAAUUGUUUCAGGAUCCAAGGAUAACUUGUUGAAACUCUGGGACCCUCGUGUGGCAACAGCCAUCUCGACUCUUCAUGGGUUCAAACACACAAUCACAAAAACAAAGUUUCAGAAAGUGGGCACAAACAGACUCCUUGCUUCUGUUUCAAGAGAUAGAUCAUGCAGAAUCUUUGACCUCCGAACUAUGUCUGACUUCAAAGUCAUUCGUGAUAAUGAAACAGACUUGUCAUGCGUCGAGUGGCACCCAGUUCAUGGUUCCCUCCUUACCACAGCAGCAUAUGAUGGCUCAAUGAAUCAUUACAUCGUUGACCGAUACAUUCCAGAGCCCACAGAGGACGGUGGUCCUCCAGGUGGAGCGGAGGCCAUUCAUAAAAUUCCAUUCGCACACGAAAAGGCUAUUCACGCUCUAGAAUAUCAUCCUUUGGGCCAUUUGCUUUGCUCAGCGGGCCUCGAUAGAUCGGCAAGAUUCUGGUCGCGUGCAAGACCAAAUGACCCCAUGGCCUUCAAAGAUCCAUUGUACACCAACGACAAGAAUGGUGCCUGGUACUAUGGUGUCAACAACAAUGUCAACGCAGUGCUAGAAGAUACUACUCUGGCUACAACAGAUGCGGCAGGCCCACCGGGAUCCAACUUUGGUUAUGUACCAGGUCUCAACAACCUCUCUGGUCACAACUCGAACGGGAUUCCCGGUAUUCCUGGUAUUCCUGGACUUGACAAUUCUGCAUACUCUCACUAA
This is a messenger RNA of Australozyma saopauloensis, 1602 nucleotides long. RefSeq names its product cleavage polyadenylation factor subunit. Bases 1 to 1602 code for a protein of 533 amino acids. The record is from RefSeq and is a predicted model, not a curated record. NCBI's taxonomy places the organism in Eukaryota, Fungi, Ascomycota, Pichiomycetes, Serinales, Metschnikowiaceae. Gene Ontology annotation, cellular component: mRNA cleavage and polyadenylation specificity factor complex. Gene Ontology annotation, molecular function: protein binding. The transcript has a single exon.